Messenger RNA from Cyprinus carpio (common carp), 2683 nucleotides. RefSeq names its product olfactomedin-like protein 2B. NCBI's taxonomy places the organism in Eukaryota, Metazoa, Chordata, Actinopteri, Cypriniformes, Cyprinidae. The record is from RefSeq and is a predicted model, not a curated record. Gene Ontology annotation, biological process: signal transduction.
AACCUUUCAAAUAUCCAUUCAUCACCGGCAAUCCAACACAAAGAAGGUCUUCUUUCCGUCUGUAGAAACCAUAAGCAACUGAUUUUAACCAAACCUAGGACCGUUUUGACGUCAUCAGGGAAACUCUUUACAUAUUCAGUUAUUAAUGGAUUAUUAAUUGACAUAUGGAAAUAUAUAGGUUACAUAAAGAUUAAUUGCAUUUUUGUCUGGGACGAGCACCAAAGAAAAGACUUAACCUUAACUUACUAAAAUUGGCAACUCAUCUUGUCUGAUAAAUUUGCAUGAUGGAAUUAUUGUUUUUAAUUUUUUGCUGGGGCUCGUUUUGUUUAACACGAGCUAAUGUGAUGGAGCAACAGACUGCUGACAAUAUAGACAACCGUCCAACUCUAGAAGAUGAAAUGGACAAUCAAGAAAACAUCUUAACACAGCUCAUUGGAGACUAUGAUAAAGUGAAGACUCUGUCAGAGGGCUCAGACUGUCAGUGUAAGUGUGUAGUAAGGCCUCUGAGCAGGAGCGCAUGCAAACGCAUUGAAGAGGGCCAUGCAAAGGCUGAGGACUUCUACACAGUGGAGACAGUCACUGCGGGACCCAGCUGUAAGAAGUGUGCCUGCAUCGCCCCUCCCUCUGCCCUCAACCCCUGUGAGGGAGACUUCAGAUUCAAGAAGCUGCAAGAAGCUGGACGGGAUGAUAUCAAGCUCUCAACCAUAAUGGACCUUCUCGAGGGAGCAUUUUAUGGGAUGGACUUGUUAAAGCUUCACUCUAUCACAACAAAACUUCUGGAACGGGUUGAUAACAUAGAGAAAUCGUUUUCCGGAAACCUGACAAAGGAGAAAGUAAGCGUGAAAGGUGAAAAAGCACAAGGGAAGGGGCCUCGCUCCAACCAACGACAAGAGAAGAAGAAACGUCUCAGCGUGCUGGAGCCCUCACUGCAGAAGAAUGUGGCAGCUGCUUUUGCUCACAGUGAGAGGAAAUAUGAGGAAAAGUUUGUUGGGACUCAGGGCUCCAGCAAACCUGUGCUAAAGAGAAGCAACUCUGAGGGUCAAGAGGAGUCGCAUAAACCUGCAAAGACCAAAGCAGGUCCUAAUGGCAUGACCAUCAAAAGCAUGACCUUCUACAAAGCCAACACAAUGGAGGACAACGAAGGCAAAGAGCAUAUUUCCACAGCAGCGCAUGAGGUUGUGAGUGGUGAUAGCUCGGUGGAUUUAAUAAUUGAAGACCAGCUCCAUAAGCAUGAGCUGCCUGCGACUGUUACAAGACAUGAAACCCCUGCAACAGUGACCCACACACCGUCAGUGAACCUCAACACACAGAAUGGAGACCCUACUGCUGCAAACAUGCCAAAUGUAACAAGGCAUAUUGAAGGAGAAACUGUAAAAGCCAAGAAGUCAAGCCCAAUUACAACAGCAAGGGCAAUUCUGCCAACGUCAAUGCCUUUAACUACCACAAUGUCACCAAGCAUCAAUGCAACAACCAUCGCAACUCCUCUUGCAGUGCCUCAUCUGGCCAGUGAUACAGCACCUACAAAGAGGUCCAAACUUAGCUGGGAUGAAGCUACAACUCAAACAAGCACACAAGCUCCAAAGAAGACCAAAGAACAAGGGAUCUGCAAGGACACAUUAGCAAGCAUCGCUGAUCCUGUUACACACAACUCAUAUGGCAAAAAAGAAGGUGCAUGGAUGAAAGACCCGAAAGGCAAUGGAAAAGUUAUAUAUGUGACCGACUACUACUAUGGAAACCAGCUUCUGGAAUUCCGUGAUAUGGACACUUUUAAACAAGGGCAGUUUAGCAACUCCUACAAACUCCCUUAUAACUGGAUUGGCACUGGCCAUGUGGUCUACGGUGGCUCUUUCUUCUACAACAGAGCCUUUUCUCGUGAUAUAAUCAGGUUUGAUCUUCGUCUCCGGUAUGUAGCAGCCUGGACCACCCUUCAUGAUGCAGUAUUAGAGGAGGAGGAGGCUCCGUGGAGUUGGGGAGGACAUUCAGACAUUGACUUUGGUGUGGAUGAGAGCGGGUUAUGGUUAGUGUACCCAGCUCUGGACGAAGAGGGAUUUCACCAAGAAGUGAUCAUCCUGAGCAAGCUCCGACCCUCUGACUUACAGAAAGAGAAGAACUGGAGGACGGGCCUGAGGAGGAACUUCUAUGGAAACUGCUUCAUCAUCUGCGGCGUUCUGUAUGCCGUCGACAGUUUCGAGCGCACGCAUGCCAAUAUUUCCUAUGCAUUCGACACGCACACACACACCCAGAUGAUUCCCCGCCUCCCUUUUGUAAACAACUACACUUACACCACACAAAUUGACUACAAUCCUAAGGAACGUAUGCUAUAUGCAUGGGACAAUGGUCAUCAGGUGACCUACGAUGUAAUAUUUGCUUAUUAAUGGUAAUUUAAACACUUGAAAACUUUAUUAAUGUACUGCGUGCAGCACUUUCUGUAUAAAAUAGUAAAAUGAUUAUGUGUCUUAGUGGGUUGUAGAUCAGUCUACAUGACAAAUAUUUUUAUGAAUAUUUGAUUAUGCCUUUAAUUUUGUCAUUUUGUCUGAUGCAUGUCUUUUGUAUUUGCUUUUUAGUGAAUGUUUAGUGAUCUUAAAAGGGUAAAAUGGGAUUGAGCUAUUCAUGACAAGGUUCUCACUGCUUAUAUGAAGUGUAAAUGUAUGUUGUAUAUAAUGUAAUUAAAAAUAAACCUUAC